This is a messenger RNA of Cynocephalus volans (Philippine flying lemur), 950 nucleotides long. It is a transcript of the gene RALA, whose product is annotated as RAS like proto-oncogene A. Lineage: Eukaryota; Metazoa; Chordata; Mammalia; Dermoptera; Cynocephalidae. Gene Ontology annotation, molecular function: GTPase activity; GTP binding; GDP binding. The record is from RefSeq and is a predicted model, not a curated record. Gene Ontology annotation, cellular component: plasma membrane. The coding region runs from base 273 to 893 and encodes 206 amino acids. The transcript is spliced from 5 exons. Gene Ontology annotation, biological process: regulation of exocytosis; Ras protein signal transduction.
UCUGCGGCGGCUGCUGCAGAGCGGCCAGGAGGAGGGUGGGUCUCCUCAGAGCGGAGCGCCGGAGUCUUCCUCCUCCUCUAGCCGCCAGGCUCCGCCGCCGCCCGUCCGACUCCUCCCGCGGCCGCUCGCGGCGCGGGGCCUCGCAGACCACGAUCGCUGAGCACCCUCCGGCCGGAGCCAGCGCGGCCGCGGCGUCCAGAGCCCGUGGGGGCUGCGGACCGGCUCGCGGUGCAGAUUCCUCUUAAUCCUUUGGUGAAACUCUACGACACAAGAUGGCUGCGAAUAAGCCCAAGGGUCAGAAUUCCUUGGCCUUACACAAAGUCAUCAUGGUGGGCAGUGGCGGUGUUGGCAAGUCUGCCCUGACUCUGCAGUUCAUGUAUGACGAGUUUGUGGAGGACUAUGAGCCUACGAAAGCAGACAGCUAUCGGAAGAAGGUAGUGCUGGAUGGGGAGGAAGUGCAGAUCGAUAUCUUAGAUACAGCUGGACAGGAGGACUACGCUGCAAUUAGAGACAACUACUUCCGAAGUGGGGAGGGGUUCCUCUGUGUCUUCUCUAUUACAGAAAUGGAAUCCUUUGCAGCGACAGCUGACUUCAGGGAGCAGAUUUUAAGAGUAAAAGAAGAUGAGAAUGUUCCAUUUCUACUGGUUGGUAACAAAUCAGAUUUAGAAGAUAAAAGGCAGGUUUCAGUAGAAGAGGCAAAAAACAGAGCCGACCAGUGGAAUGUUAACUAUGUGGAAACAUCUGCUAAAACACGAGCUAAUGUUGACAAGGUAUUUUUUGAUUUAAUGAGGGAAAUUCGAGCCAGAAAGAUGGAAGACAGCAAAGAAAAGAAUGGAAAAAAGAAGAGGAAAAGUUUAGCCAAGAGAAUCAGAGAAAGAUGCUGCAUUUUAUAAUCAAAGCCCAAACUCCUUUCUUAUCUUGACCAUACUAAUAAAUAUAAUUUAUAAGCA